GAUUUCGUGAUGGAGUGCUUGACUUUCACACUGACUGGUGACGUCCUGGCACAGGAGAUCGACCCCGAGGCGCCGUCGCUGCGGAACGGCGGGAGCAUGGUGAAGCAGAAGCUCGAUUUCGCCAUGGAGUUCUUCAUCACGGAGGUGCUGUGCUCGUGGAUCCAGAGGGAAGCCGCGGCGUCGAACGCAGUGCUCUCGCUCUCCAAGGCAGCGCUGGCGGUGCUGAACCAGGACUUGCGCAGGGUUGACUUCCCUGGAGAGGUGAAGAAGGAAGCUGUGGAGAUGAGGUCUGUGAUGAAGGUGCUGCAGUCACUGUUCCACUCCGCAGACGAUGCCGCCACCUUGGCAAGCAAGCUGGACAUGCUGAAGGAGCUGGAGGUCGCGGAGGCGGAGAACGCCGAUGGCAUUGCGGCGUUGGUCAUGAGUUCUAUGAAGGGCUCGCCUUAUUACGCGGACCUUCUGACGCGUCUGUCUGCUUGCCAGCCUGCCUGGGACAAAUACGGUACCCAGAUCAGUGCUUCGCAGGAGUGGUUCGAUGGCUUUGAUGACUCGGACUCUGUUGAAGACAUGCUUUCGGACGCGAACUUCAAGCACACUGCGGAAGUGCUGGCGGCAGAGUACAAGAACAUACUAUCUUGGCAGACGGCUCCGUUCCGUGAGGGGUCCCUCGAGCCGAUCAUGUGCUCCGCGAAGAACGCAUUGAGGAUGGUUUUCAACAACAGCGCUUACGGUGCCUGGCCCAGUUCGUUAAACCGGCCUUGUGAUCCUGCGCAUCUGGAAGCCGCCCUCGCGUCAGCCAAGCAGCUCUUCCCAGCUGAUGAAGAUUUCGCCAAGUGGCACUUCCAGUUCGAGAAGCAGAAGCAGACCCGCGCCGCCAUGGAGAAGCAAGCAGCCUUGAAGGAUAUCUUCAGUGAGGUGACCGCCAGCAUCACGCGGGAUAAGGAGGUGGCACUGGACGCGCGAGCCCGCCUGGAAGGUGCGCUGAAGAGCAGUGCGAGCAAGCAUGGGGACGCCGAGCUGGAUUUGUCGUUGAAUCAUUUGUUCUGGACAUGGUCGGCCAUCGUCUUUCAGAACCGAGUGGAUGGUAAUACUGAUUACGUCGCGGAUGAGACGUCCUUGACCCUCAUCGCAGGGCACCUGAAGCCAGGCGACGUGAAGAUAUCUAAGAAAGCCGCGCAGUUCUUGUGCGAGUACCGCGCCAUGCUCAUCGCUGCCGACGCGUUCGAUAAGCUCGGCAACCCCAUGGCGGAGAAGGCGCUCCACGACCAAGCUUUUCGCCGCAUCUCCGACCUCAAGAGCCGUGCCAUGGCUGUGAACGACCUUGCAGAAUCAAUCAAGGUGGCCGCCGUGACGGAUGACUUGGACAAGGUUUCGAAGCGCAUCGCAGAGUCCAAGAGGAUGGUUGUGGACGACGCCCGUGUUGCUCUCAGCAGGGUCAACAAAGGAGGCGCGAACGGCUUGCACUGGCACGAGAACUUCAAAGGCAAGACCCUCAAAGCGGUUAUCAGGUACGGCAUGACGCACCUCGUGAACUCCGAGUCC
Messenger RNA from Prorocentrum cordatum, 1542 nucleotides. The record is from the annotation of a GenBank genome assembly. Lineage: Eukaryota; Dinophyceae; Prorocentrales; Prorocentraceae.